AUGGCUCGUGAGUGGUAUUUUAACUCAGAGGAAUUGAAGAACUCUCCAAGUUUUAAAGACGGUGUCAGUGCGGAAAAAGAAUUGGAUUAUAAGCAGCAAGCCGCUUAUUUGAUCAACGACUUGGGCAAGCGGCUAAAAUUGUCUGAAGUCAGUGUAAAUACUGCUACGGUGUGCAUGCACAGAUUUUAUACUGAGCAUUCACUGCUAAAAUUCAACAGAUAUGAAGUGGCAGCGACGGCAAUUUUUGUGGCGGCAAAGGUCGAAAAAGAGCCACAAAAAUUACAAGAUGUGAUCAGAGCUCUUCAUAUGUGUUUGAAAUGA
Messenger RNA from Microplitis mediator, 321 nucleotides. Its product is annotated as cyclin-T1-like. The record is from RefSeq and is a predicted model, not a curated record. Gene Ontology annotation, biological process: regulation of transcription by RNA polymerase II; positive regulation of DNA-templated transcription, elongation. Gene Ontology annotation, cellular component: nucleus; cyclin/CDK positive transcription elongation factor complex. Bases 1 to 321 code for a protein of 106 amino acids. Lineage: Eukaryota; Metazoa; Arthropoda; Insecta; Hymenoptera; Braconidae. Gene Ontology annotation, molecular function: cyclin-dependent protein serine/threonine kinase activator activity. The transcript has a single exon.